GCUCAAACGUGCGAGGUGACGUUUAGCGGCGCUUGCUUCAGCACUUCCUUUUGCUCGUUGGCAGGGAUCGAGGCAGCAUGAAGGCAUCGGGCACUCUGAGGGAGUAUAAGGUCAUUGGGCGCGGUUUGCCCUCGCCUAAGCUUCCUUCUCCCCCUUUGUAUCGCAUGAGAAUUUUCGCACCCAAUCAUGUGGUUGCCAAGUCCCGGUUCUGGUAUUUUAUUUCCCAGCUCAGGAAAAUAAAGAAGGCCUCUGGAGAAAUAGUGUACUGUGGACAGGUAUUUGAGAAAUCUCCACUGAAAGUUAAGAACUUUGGUAUCUGGCUACGUUAUGACUCUCGUAGUGGAACACACAACAUGUAUAGGGAAUACAGAGAUUUGACCACCGCUUCUGCUGUAACGCAGUGCUAUCGUGACAUGGGGGCUCGUCAUCGUGCUCGUGCUCACGCAAUUCAGAUCAUGAAGGUUGAGGUUAUUCCUGCCAACAAGUGUCGUAGACCUGCCAUCAAGCAGUUCCACGAUUCAAAGAUCAAAUUCCCUCUUCCACACAGAGUUCUGCGUCGCCAGCACAAGCCCCGCUUCACCACCAAGAGACCAAAUACAUUCUUCUAAAGGAAAAACUUUCCUUGUUCUGUGGUCUAAUAAACUUCUUAUUUGGA
Bombina bombina (fire-bellied toad) is the source of this 655-nucleotide messenger RNA. It is a transcript of the gene RPL18A, whose product is annotated as ribosomal protein L18a. The coding region runs from base 78 to 608 and encodes 176 amino acids. The transcript is spliced from 5 exons. Gene Ontology annotation, cellular component: cytosolic large ribosomal subunit; ribosome. Gene Ontology annotation, molecular function: structural constituent of ribosome. Gene Ontology annotation, biological process: translation. Lineage: Eukaryota; Metazoa; Chordata; Amphibia; Anura; Bombinatoridae. The record is from RefSeq and is a predicted model, not a curated record.